AUGCCUCUUAAUGUGACAUCUAGUCUGGCCAACAAGGAAUCUCUUACCCACUUCACCUCCUCUUCUCCUCUGGCUGGAAGUUCUCACAAUAGACCCCACCUCAAGCAGUGUGAAUUGCUGCCACUUACACGUCGGCAGAGGAGGCUCUGUAGAAAGGAACCAGGGCUGGCAGAGGUACUGAGGGAGGCAGUGCGCCUGAGCAUUGUGGAGUGUCAAUACCAGCUGAGGAGUGAGCGCUGGAACUGCAGCCUGCAGGGAAGAGGAAGCCUCUUGAAGAGAGGAUUUAAGGAGACAGCGUUCUUGUAUGCUGUGUCUGCCGCCUCCCUGACACACACUCUAGCUAAGGCAUGCAGUGGAGGGAGGAUGGAGCGAUGUACCUGUGAUGACUCCGCUGGACUUGAGAGCCAGCGUGCCUGGCAAUGGGGAGUAUGUGGUGACAACCUGAGACAUAGCAUUCGCUUCUUGCAGAGUUUCCUGCGUCAGAAGAGAGGAGGCAGGGACACGCGGGCCAAAGUGGAUCUGCAUAACACUAAUGCUGGCAUUAAGGCAGUGAAAAUUGGUUUAAAAACCACUUGCAAGUGUCAUGGAGUGUCUGGUUCAUGUGCUGUCCGUACGUGCUGGAAGCAGCUCUCCCCAUUUCAUGAGACAGGAGCUCUACUUAAGGCCAAAUAUGAUAACGCUGUUAAGGUCCUUGGUGCUACCAACGAGGCAGUGGGAGGUCAUGAGAUGGGGAACUUUGCUAUGUUGGGACAUUCCUAUGCUGGGCGCAAUCCUCGGUCUGGUGAUCUUGUCUAUUUGGAUGAAUCUCCCAGCUUCUGCCGACCCAGUCGUUUCUCUCCUGGCACUGCAGGGCGACCCUGCACUCGUGAAACCACAUGUGACAGUUUGUGCUGUGGGAGAGGUUACAACACACAGAGCCGUCUUGUCACCUUUUCUUGUCACUGCCAAGUGCACUGGUGCUGCCAUGUGGAGUGUCAGAAAUGUGUACAACAGCAAGAUGCAUAUACCUGCAAACAGUGA
Messenger RNA from Bombina bombina (fire-bellied toad), 1020 nucleotides. It is a transcript of the gene WNT9B, whose product is annotated as Wnt family member 9B. Gene Ontology annotation, molecular function: frizzled binding; cytokine activity. The record is from RefSeq and is a predicted model, not a curated record. Gene Ontology annotation, biological process: cell fate commitment; neuron differentiation; canonical Wnt signaling pathway. Bases 1 to 1020 code for a protein of 339 amino acids. The transcript is spliced from 4 exons. Lineage: Eukaryota; Metazoa; Chordata; Amphibia; Anura; Bombinatoridae. Gene Ontology annotation, cellular component: extracellular region.